UAAUAUAUGAGCCAUGCAUCUAAAAUAAUGAAGAAAAAAUAUAAAAAAGGAAAUCAAAUAAUAACUAGUGCUUUCAUCACCACCUCCUCAUCCUAAUCCUCUUCUCCUCCAUAGAAACAAGCAAAGAACUCUCAAAGCUUCUUUCCCUUCAUCAAUGGAAACAACCUCAUCACCAACACCACCAUCACUGCAUUCACUCAAAACCCUAGAGCACUUUAGGGUUUCCCCUCCCAAGGGCUCAGUCCCUGACACCUCCAUCCCUCUCACUUUCUUUGACAUUUUCUGGCUUCUCAACAGCACCGUUGAACGUCUCUUCUUCUUCAAAUUCCCUUUCUCCACCUCCCACUUCAUCUCCGACCAUCUCCCCAUCUUCAAAUCCUCUCUCUCCCUCACUCUCCAACACUUCUUCCCUUUGGCCGGCCAUCUAAGACCUUCAUCUUCAUCACCUGAUGAUCACUACGAGAUAAACUACUCUGAUGGUGAUUCAAUCUCCCUAAUCCUAACAGAGACUCAAGCCAACUUCCAUGAACUUUCCGGUGACCAACCAAGAAGCUUCGCCAAUCUCCGGCCACUGAUUCCAAGCUUAACCAUCUCCAAUGGUGCAACAUCCCCUACUAGCACUCCUCUGAUGGCCAUUCAAGUGAACAUAUUCCCUAACCAAGGUAUCUGUUUAGCCAUUUCCAUCAACCACGUCACCGGCGAUGGCACCAGCACCAUGAACUUCAUCCACUCUUGGGCUUCUACUUGUUUUUCCAGUUCUUCCUUCACAGUCCUUGCUACUCCUCCACUGUUUGUCAGAAGCAUGGUUGUUGAUCCAAACAACUUGCAUGAAUUGAAUCUAAAACUUAUCAGAUCAUUCACUGGUUCACCUGAUGAAUACUCUUCCAAUCCUCAAUCUCCAGAUGAUGUGUUUUUCUCUACGUUCACUCUGAAGGGUGUAUAUAUUGAGAAACUGAAAAGCAUGAUCAUGGCUAGAUAUGAGAAAGAUGGCAAAGCAGUUGUUCCAUUCCAUUGUACUAGGUUUGUAGUUGCAUGUGCUUAUAUUUGGACUUGUUUGAUCCGGUCUAGAAGUUGGCCGGAGGAGAGAAAGGCUCAUUUGGGGUUUUCUGUCGAUGCUAGACCUCGUUUAACUCCGUCCAUCCCUGCCGGGUACUUCGGCAACUGCCUCGGCUUCUGCUUGGCAGAAGUGAAGGUGAGUGAUGUUGUUGGUGAUGAUAAUAUUGAUGGAGUUUUGAAAACUAUUGAAUCACUUGGUAAAGCCAUUGAAUAUUGGGUUAGAGAAGUUGGUGUGCUUAAAAAUGUGGAGUUGUUGCCAAGAAUGUUUAUUGAGUUGGUUGAUAAGAGGCCAUUGUCCAUUGCUGGUUCUCCAAGGUUUAGGGUUUAUGAAGUUGAUUUUGGAUGGGGAAAACCUGUGAAAGUGGAGGUGACCACCAUUAAAGAAACUGGAGCUAUGUCCAUUGCUGAGAGUGGGAAAGAAGAAGGUGGCCUUGAGUUUGGUUUGGCUUUUCCUAAGCAUGAGAUUGAUGCAUUUCAGGCUUGUUUUACUUCUGGUCUUAAGUUUCUCAUUCCUUGAUGAUGCUGAAUGAUUUUAUUUGUUUUAUGUUUGAUUUCUUUCCAAGAAUAAUAAAACUUUCCACCUUUGUGACAGGAUAGUAUUUGGGGCAAUUGGUAUUUAAUGGUGGAAGGUUGAAGUCCU
This is a messenger RNA of Dioscorea cayenensis subsp. rotundata (Guinea yam), 1696 nucleotides long. RefSeq names its product malonyl-coenzyme A:anthocyanin 3-O-glucoside-6''-O-malonyltransferase-like. The record is from RefSeq and is a predicted model, not a curated record. The coding region runs from base 155 to 1573 and encodes 472 amino acids. Lineage: Eukaryota; Viridiplantae; Streptophyta; Magnoliopsida; Dioscoreales; Dioscoreaceae. The transcript has a single exon.